Molecule: messenger RNA, 2151 nt
Organism: Aspergillus terreus NIH2624
Lineage: Eukaryota; Fungi; Ascomycota; Eurotiomycetes; Eurotiales; Aspergillaceae
Product: putative lipin Smp2
Exons: 5
Coding region: 1-2151 (716 amino acids)
Biological process (GO): fatty acid catabolic process; triglyceride biosynthetic process
Cellular component (GO): nucleus
Molecular function (GO): phosphatidate phosphatase activity
Source: RefSeq, a predicted model, not a curated record
AUGCAAUACGGACCCUCGCCUGCUCCCCCUUUCCACGUUCGUUUCGGCAAGUUCUCAUUGCUCCGACCUUACGAAAAGAAGGUGGAGUUUAAGGUGAAUGGCGUUAAACAGAACUACUCGAUGAAGCUCGGAGAAGGCGGGGAGGCGUUCUUUGUCUUUGAGACGACAGAUGAGAUCCCCGCCUCAUUGCAGACGUCACCCCUGGUGUCGCCGACGGCCAGUCCGAAAAUGCGCAGUGAGGAGAGUCUCCCAUCGUCGCUCCAAGAACCAGAAUAUUUAGACUUGGAUCGGUCGUCUCCUGGUGGCGGGACCCUAGAUACCAAGUCUGACUCCAACGUUCCGAUAAUGUCGAGGCCGACUCGAGCGUCGAGUGAUCUAGGUGCUAUCACACCCUUAUCGCGAUCCCCGGAGAGCUCAGACCUGAGCCGGUCUCGCUUAGGCUCGUUCAGUGAUGAGCCUAAGUUUGACAGGACAAUGUCCGACAAUGUUCUGCUGGCCAAGUCCCAUCUUCCCAGCGCCGCGGAUCAAACAUAUGGAGCGCAACCAUCGUCCUCGACCGAGGAAUCUACUGCUGGCGGUCGUUCUCGGAGCCCACCACCGCUCUCGCCCCAGGAGGCGGUCUCGCGUGCGAUCUCCUUGUCCAAGAAAUUGUCCGGAUCGAAUAUUCCCACGCAUGUCACCGAAACGGGCGACCUAAUGCUCGACAUGACUGGCUACAAAAGUAAUGAAGAGGAUGCCCUGCGAGCCGAAGUGGUCGCGCGGAAAAUUCUCGCGGAAGAGCUGGAAGGCCCCUAUGAUAUUGGAGCUCUCAUCGGAGCGGAUGAGCACGGGAAUCUGUGGAUCUAUAGUAGUGAGGAUGCGAAAGAGGCCGCCAACCGUCGCGCCACGUUUAAUGCAUUGAGACCGAGCUCGGCAAUGAGCGAAAAUGCUGUGUCUGACCCGGGUUACCACAGUGACAGCGACCAGUCCGUCGGGAACGCAUCCAUGCAGCCCAGGCAUUAUCGCACCCAAUCCGAUGUUCAGCCGGGGUUCCCUACACCACCGCAAUCCCCAACACCGGGAGAGACAACGCGCAACUAUGCGAAGACAUUGCGCUUGACCAGUGACCAGCUCAAGGCCUUGAAUCUCAAGCCAGGUGCGAAUGAGAUGUCGUUUAGUGUCAACAGGGCUACGUGUACUGCGACGAUGUAUCUGUGGAAUGGCAACACACCGAUUGUGAUCUCCGAUAUUGAUGGAACUAUCACUAAGUCGGAUGCGCUUGGUCAUGUGCUGAACAUGAUUGGACGGGACUGGACGCACGCCGGUGUGGCCAAGUUGUAUACUGACAUCGUCAAUAAUGGGUACAACAUCAUGUACCUUACCAGUCGUUCUGUUGGCCAAGCCGACACGACACGAGCUUAUCUGUAUGGCGUAUGCCAAGAUGGCUUCCGACUACCCAAGGGACCUGUCAUCAUGAGCCCUGACCGGACGAUCGCAGCCCUGAGACGGGAGAUCUACUUGCGGAAGCCCGAAGUUUUCAAGAUGGCAUGCCUACGGGACAUCCUGAACCUAUUCAAUGGAAAGGAGAACCCGUUCUAUGCCGGAUUCGGGAACCGUCUUACGGACGCUCUCAGCUAUCGAUCAGUGAACAUCCCGUCCACUAGGAUCUUCACGAUCAACUCGAAUGCCGAAGUGUCCCUGGACCUCUUGAGCUUGAACAAAUACAAGAGCAGCUAUGUGACAAUGGGUGAACUUUUGGAUCAUUUUUUCCCCCCCACGAGCCUGCUUGUCCAGGCCGGUGGGGAGGAAUAUACUGACUUCACUUACUGGCGCGAGCCUCCCCCGGAUAUCGAAGAUUUCUCCAGCACGGACAGUGAAGAGGAGGACGAAGAUUACGAGGAGCAGGAAGAAGAAGAUGAAGACGAGGAGUACGAGGAGGGAGAAUUGAGUGAAGAGGAGGGCAGCGACGUUGACGAAGCUGCCGAGGAAGACCUUGGAGCCAGUUUCCUUUCACAGGGCUCGGUAGACCAGUCCAGCGCCGUUGAUGGCCAGAGCCUGUACGUGGAAGAGGACGAAGAGGCGUCGCCGGUUGACGAGGUUGACCAACUGGAGGCGAAGUUGAAGGCUGUUGACUUGGCUUCUGCAUCAACUGCGGCCGACCGCACAGCAUAA